GCCUUGCUUAGGCACUAAUCCUUGCACAAAUUUCAAACCAUUUUAAAUUGCAGAGGCGUUCCUACUGCGACUGCGUCAUCUCGGCCUUGACCACGAAAUGCGAGGGAAGGUCGGACGAAAGAGAGAGCGCGGGGAGGGAAUCUGUCUUCUCUCUGACGAACCAGGUGGCGACGAUUCUUCUCCGCGUGUUAGGUUGCUCAUGUGAUUUUGCUGCUAGAGCUGCCUCUCUUUCUUGCCAAUUCUUGAGGAUUCUGCGGAUACUCAAAGCCGCCUCCCCCCCCCCCCCUCUCUCUCUCUCUCUCUCCGAGGUUUUGGGGAGUUGUAGAGGCUUGUCAAGCUAAAUCUCACCUCGAAUUUUAAUUAGCCGUCGUUGGAUCUUCCCUUUCUUCUUCUGGUGGGAUUCUUCGCCAUUUUGGAGUUAAAUCCCACCUGAGAUUUCUUCGCCUUCCUGGGUUUUCCUGUGCCACUUGUUCUGGAUGCGUUGUGAUUCGUUCACAAAUGGUGAGCUGCUGAUACCAGUAAGGAUUGACAUGUUUGUUUGCUUUGGGCAAGUGGGAGAACAAGAAAUUAGCCGAUACAGUAGUCUCUUGGAAGCAGAAAAUGCACUCAUAUUCACUUAAAGGUUCCAAGGGUGCGCCAUUUCAGCCGCGACCGAUCCUUGUUUUCUUCAUUGCAUUGUUUUGUUUCUAUGUAUGCUACUUCUCCUUCAAUCAGAUAACACUGGAGAACAAAGGAGAGUGGAAUAGUGAAGAAGAACAAAGGGAAAAUAUUUGCAGAAAGCCUUAUGUGCCAUAUGAGGAGCUCCGCUAUGUGCACUUUCCAAAACCUACUAGUUACAGCAGUUUAACCUUCUUCCACAGAGGGGAAUGCUCAUGUAGUCCUGUUCGUUUCUUUGUUAUUGUAUCUAUGCAAAGAUCGGGAAGUGGAUGGUUUGAGACUUUGCUAAAUAGCCACCCUAACAUCAGCUCAAAUGGCGAAAUCUUUAACAGAAUGGAUAGACGAGAAAAUAUCUCAUCUAUCUUACAAACACUUGACAAACUGUAUAAUUUGGACUGGCUCACCAGUGCAGCGAAGAAUGAAUGCACAGCUGCAUUUGGACUGAAGUGGAUGCUAAAUCAGGGAAUUUUGGAUAAUCAUGAUGAUAUUGUUAGUUAUUUAAACAAGAAGGGUGUCUCCGUGCUAUUUCUAUUCAGGAGAAAUACAUUACGAAGGCUCAUCUCUGUUUUGGCCAACGACUAUGACAAAGAUGCAAAACAGUUGAAUGGAACUCACAAAUCUCAUGUUCACUCAAAAGAAGAGGCUGAGAUACUAGCAAAAUUCAAACCAGAGCUGGAUACGUCGACUCUGAUUACAAAUAUCAGAAACAUUGAGAAGUCCAUCAGAGAUUGCUUGGACCACUUCAGCACCACGCGGCAUAUGACCCUCUGUUACGAGGAUAUAAUCGGAGACAGCAAUGCAUUAUCCCAGGUGCAAGAGUUCCUCAGAGUUCCGGUGAGGAAGCUGAUCAGCAGGCAGGUGAAAAUUCACACAAGACCACUUCCGGACCUUGUCAAGAAUUGGGAGCAAGUGAGCAACACAUUAAAGGGGACAGAGUAUGCUCACUUUCUUGAUGAUUCAGAUUAUGUCAAGUGAUGUAUAUACUGAAUUACUGAUGCGAGCGGCCAGAUUACCGUAUUAUUCACAUGUUAGGUUGUAGUUGCUAUCCUGCCAUAGGAUUUAUUCUUCUGUACAAAUGAGUUUGUAAAGUAAAAAAAAAAGGCAGAGAUAACAGAUCAAGAUGCAACAUACUGGUCAAAUUGUUGAAAUUUUUCCCUUUUUUUAGCAUUGUUUCAAUCAGAGUUGCUCAGGAUUGUGCC
Messenger RNA from Phragmites australis (common reed), 1856 nucleotides. RefSeq lists its product as uncharacterized. NCBI's taxonomy places the organism in Eukaryota, Viridiplantae, Streptophyta, Magnoliopsida, Poales, Poaceae. The record is from RefSeq and is a predicted model, not a curated record. The coding region runs from base 601 to 1632 and encodes 343 amino acids. The transcript is spliced from 7 exons.